AUGGCCCAGCAGCUCCACACAGCCCAGUCGCCCCUGUGCUCAGGGACUCCACAGGAGGACGAGGAUUUUGCAGGACCCUCAGUAGAGUCUGACAGGAUAGAAUCAUCUCUUCGUAGCAUCCAGAAAUUUGUUCCGACAGACUAUGCCAGCUACACACAAGAGCAUUAUCAGUUCGCAGGCAAGAAGAUCAUCAUUCAAGAAUCCAUUGAGAACUAUGGCACAGUGGUGUGGCCAGGGGCUACAGCUUUGUGUCGAUAUUUAGAAGACCAUACAGAGGAAUUAAAUCUCCAAGAUGCUAAAAUACUUGAAAUUGGUGCUGGACCAGGCCUUGUUUCCAUUGUGUCCAGUCUUUUAGGAGCUCAAGUCACAGCAACAGACCUGCCUGAUGUUCUUGGAAAUCUUCAAUACAAUCUUUUAAAAAACACACUAGAAUGCACAGCUCAUCUACCUGAAGUGAAAGAAUUGGUAUGGGGGGAAGACCUGGACCGGAAAUUCCCUAAGUCAACCUUUUAUUAUGAUUAUGUCCUAGCCUCUGAUGUUGUUUACCACCACUACUUUCUGGAUAAGCUGCUCGCUACCAUGGUGUACCUUUCCCACCCAGGCACUGUGGUGCUCUGGGCAAACAAAUUCAGAUUUAGUACUGAUUAUGAAUUUUUAGAUAAGUUCAAGCAAGCUUUUGAUACCACUCUCUUGGCUGAACAUUCAGAAUCAUCAGUCAAGUUGUUUAAAGGAAUACUAAAAUGGGACUGA
Messenger RNA from Apodemus sylvaticus (European woodmouse), 750 nucleotides. RefSeq names its product protein-lysine methyltransferase METTL21C. Gene Ontology annotation, biological process: peptidyl-lysine methylation. Gene Ontology annotation, molecular function: protein-lysine N-methyltransferase activity. The coding region runs from base 1 to 750 and encodes 249 amino acids. The record is from RefSeq and is a predicted model, not a curated record. The transcript is spliced from 4 exons. Gene Ontology annotation, cellular component: cytosol; cytoplasm. NCBI's taxonomy places the organism in Eukaryota, Metazoa, Chordata, Mammalia, Rodentia, Muridae.